CACGACUUCUUCAACUACUCGGGCCUCCAUCGGUCUGUGCAACUGUGCUGCAUUCCCAAGAACCACAUCACCGAUGUCCGUGUCGUCACCGACGUCAUUAAUUCAGGCAACACGGGCAUGGUCGAAUAUCAAGUCACGACCACCCAGUUAUCCAGUAGCAACAACAAGGUCAAAGUCGCGCUCGUUGAUGAGGCGGGGGUAACCGUGGCCGAGGCAGAGGGAGCUCAAGGCACGUUGACCAUCGACUCCGUGCAGCUCUGGCAGCCCGGCGCUGCAUAUCUCUACCAGCUCCAUGUCCGGCUCUUCUCCUCCACCGAUUCGAUCGCCGCGGAUGAGUAUAAGGUUAAUGUCGGCAUCAGGACCGUCAAGGUGGUGGGCAGACAGAUCCACAUCAACGAGAAGCCAUUCUACUUUACGGGUUUCGGCAAACACGAGGACUACCCAGUGCGUGGCAAGGGCCACGACGCUGCCUUCAUGGUCCACGACUAUCAGCUCCUCAAAUGGAUGGGCGCCAACUCGUUCCGGACCUCCCACUACCCCUACGAUGAAGCGUGGCUCGACUAUGCAGACAGACAUGGCGUUGUUGUCAUCAACGAGACCCCUGCUGUCGGCAUGAAUCUGGCCAUCAUGGCCGGCUGGCAUGGCAAAGCACACAAGCCGACCUUUUCCCCAGACACCUGCAGCGAUGUGACACGCAAGAAUCACGAGCACGCCCUGAGGGAGCUGAUCCAACGUGACAAGAACCACCCCUGUGUUGUCAUGUGGGUGAUUGCCAACGAGCCCUCGUCACACGAGGAAACGUCUCGGCAAUACUUUGAGCCCUUGACGGUACUCGCCCGGAAACUCGAUCCCACCAGGCCCAUCGGAUAUGCAAAUGAGAAACAGGCCGGGCCCAAGGAGGACAAGAUUAUAGACUUGUUUGACGUCAUCUGCCUGAAUCGUUACUAUGGCUGGUACAUCUUUACAGGUGAUCUCGCGGGAGCUGAAAAGGGCCUCGAAGCAGAGCUGCGCGAGUGGGAGGCCAUGUAUGGCAAGCCCAUCAUUAUGACAGAGUACGGAGCCGACACCUUGGCCGGACUCCACACGGUCGGCGAUGUGCCCUGGACUGAAGACUACCAGGUCGCGCUGCUGGAGAUGACACAUCGGGUGUUUGACAGGAUUGAGAGCGUGGUCGGCGAGCACGUCUGGAACUUUGCCGAUUUUCAGACUCCGACAGACUUCAUCCUACGGAUAGACGGCAACAAAAAAGGCGUCUUCACAAGGGACCGCAAGCCUAAAGCUGCUGCACGAACGCUUAGAAAGAGGUGGCUGGACCUUCAGAAUAGAGCAUCAAGCUAGAGUGGAGCUUUUUUCUUGCUCGGGAUCUCCG
Molecule: messenger RNA, 1369 nt
Organism: Microdochium trichocladiopsis
Lineage: Eukaryota; Fungi; Ascomycota; Sordariomycetes; Xylariales; Microdochiaceae
Product: glycosyl hydrolase family 2, TIM barrel domain protein
Exons: 1
Coding region: 118-1338 (406 amino acids)
Biological process (GO): carbohydrate metabolic process; glucuronoside catabolic process
Molecular function (GO): beta-glucuronidase activity; carbohydrate binding
Source: RefSeq, a predicted model, not a curated record